AUGCCACGGUGCCAUCGCUAUGCUACGAGCUGUCACCCCCUCACCCCACAGUACUGUCAUGCCACGGUGCCAUCGUCAUGCUACGAGCUGUCACCCACCCCCCUCACCCCACAGUACUGUCAUGCCACGGUGCCAUCGUCAUGCUACGAGCUGUCACCCCCCCCUCACCCCACAGUACUGUCAUGCCAUGGUGCCAUCGUCAUGCUACGAGCUGUCACCCCCCCCCCACCUCACCACACAGUACUGUCAUGCCACGGUGCCAUUGCCAUGCUACGAGCUGUCACCCCCCAUCACCACAGUACUGUCAUGCCACGGUGCCAUCGUCAUGCUACGAGCUGUCACCCAACCCCCCCCCCGUCACCACACAGUACUGUCAUGCCACGGUGCCAUUGCCAUGCUACGAGCUGUCACCCCCCCCCAUCACCACAGUACUGUCAUGCCACGGUGCCAUCGUCAUGCUACGAGCUGUCACCCACCCCCCUCACCCCACAGUACUGUCAUGCCACGGUGCCAUCGUCAUGCUACGAGCUGUCACCCACCCCCCCCCCUCACCCCACAGUACUGUCAUGCCACGGUGCCAUCGUCAUGCUACGAGCUGUCACCCCCCCCCCCACCUCACCACACAGUACUGUCAUGCCACGGUGCCAUCGCCAUGCUACGAGCUGUCACCCCCCCCACCUCACCACACAGUACUGUCAUGCCACGGUGCCAUCGCCAUGCUACGAGCUGUCACCCCCCAUCACCACAGUACUGUCAUGCCACGGUGCCAUCGUCAUGCUACGAGCUGUCACCCACCCACCCCCUCACCCCACAGUACUGUCAUGCCACGGUGCCAUCGCCACGCUACGAGCUGUCACCCCCCCCCCACCUCACCCCACAGUACUGUCAUGCCACGGUGCCAUCGUCAUGCUACGAGCUGUCACCCCCCUCACCCCACAACACUGUCAUGCCAUCGUGCCAUCGCCACGCUACGAGCUGCCAUAA
Molecule: messenger RNA, 984 nt
Organism: Oncorhynchus gorbuscha (pink salmon)
Lineage: Eukaryota; Metazoa; Chordata; Actinopteri; Salmoniformes; Salmonidae
Product: leucine-rich repeat extensin-like protein 1
Exons: 1
Coding region: 1-984 (327 amino acids)
Source: RefSeq, a predicted model, not a curated record